Plasmodium falciparum 3D7 is the source of this 1725-nucleotide messenger RNA. RefSeq lists its product as uncharacterized. The transcript has a single exon. The record is from RefSeq and is a predicted model, not a curated record. The coding region runs from base 1 to 1725 and encodes 574 amino acids. Lineage: Eukaryota; Apicomplexa; Aconoidasida; Haemosporida; Plasmodiidae.
AUGGGUGUAUAUUUUAGUGAGGCUAAAGUUUAUAUUUAUGAUGAUAUAAAAGGGAACGAUAUUUAUGAUAACAUUAAAAAUAAUAAUGAAAAUAUUCAUGUUAGUAUAUAUGGUGGUCAAAAGAAACGUCAUGUGGAAAAACGCAAGCACCAAAUGAAAUGUAGUGAUGAAGAAAAUAUAUUAUAUGAUUCCAAAGUUGAAAAAGAAAAUUGUAAUGACACUAUAGAGGGAGAAGAAAGUAAUCAUAAUAUGAAUAUUGAAAAGGAAGAUAUUCCAUCUAAAGGAAGUAUAAAGAAAAGUAAAAUUCUUUAUAAAGAAUGCAUAUCUCAUGAGGAAGAUGAAAUAAAGAAUGUAAGGAAUGAAAAUAAUAUAGUUGAUAAAAUUGUAGUAAAAUUGAGAGAUAGGACAUGUACAUAUGAGGAAGAUGAUUAUAUAAAUAAUAUGACUAUAAAGAAAAAAGAGAAUAUAGAAGAAGGAAUAAAAUUAUUAUGUAAUUUGAAGGAUGAUUUUGUGAUAGGCAGUAUGGAAAAUAAAGAAGAUAAGGAUAAAAUAAAGAUAUCACAAUGUAAUUAUGAUAAAAUGAGAGUAAGAUAUAAUGAGUGUAAAUAUAAUGGAUAUGUAAAAGAUGGUGAUAAAUAUAAUGAUAGUAAUAAUAUUGAUAGUAAUAAUAAUGAUAGUAGUAGUCAUAUUCAUGGUAAUAAUGUGAAGGGUUUUUUAUAUGAUAAUAGUACUGAUACAGGUGGCGCCUCAACUUUUUCAGCUCUUAUAAAUAAAGAUAAGAUAUACCAUUAUGACAAGCCAGAUUUAUAUAAUAAAAGAAAUUUUGUAGAACCUGAAAAAAAAUUAGAACCCAAAAAGGAAACUAUAACAUUUUCCUUUAGAGAUAAAUAUUAUGAGGAAUUGAAAGAUGUUGAUCCUAGGGGUAGUAAAUUUUUUCAGAACGACAAGGAUGAAUAUACAAAUUAUAUGUUAAUAAAUGAUGAACAUAUAAAAGAUCAUGGUUUGAAAGAAAACAAGGAGAAAUCAUCUGUUCUUUGUAAAGGGUAUGAUUUAUAUGGUAAUAAAUCUGUUGAAAGGUUAUAUAAUAACAAAUGUAUAAAUAAUUACAUAAAAGGUAAGAUGAAAGACAAUAAGAUAAAUAAAAUAAAAGGAAUAUCAUGUGAAAAGAAUAUAUAUUCUAUACAUAAUAAAAUAAGAAAGAAGGAAGAGGAUAUUUGUGUAAAGGAUGGUAUGCAAAAUGGAAAAAAGAUAAAAGAGAAAAACAAAAUACAUAUUAAAUUACAAGAUGUUUUUGAUAUGAAGACUUGUAAGAACAAUGAUAUGUUUACAUGUCCUAUGAAAAAAGAGAAACCGAUUGAUGCUUAUAAGAAUUAUGGAAAUACAUUAUAUAGUUGGAUUGUAAAAAAAAAAAAUUUUAAUUAUCCUACUUCGAUUAAAGGAAAAGAUAAGAAGGUGUAUAAUAUUGAUGAUGUUGAAAAAAAAUCCGUGCAAAGAAUAUAUGAAAGUAAAUUAUCUGAAAAAAGUAAGGAGGAAAAGAAAAAUGGAAGUUUGAAUAAUAGGACUGAUAUUAAGAAUAAAAAGGGCAUUUUAAAAAAUAAAUCUAUCGUCUAUAAAGAUAAUAAAACUAUGAAUCCAUUUAAUCUGAGAAACAAUUUGUUGAACAUUUUAGAUACAUCAAAAUUGUAUCCUAAAUGUGAGUUAAUCUGUAGAAUUAAGAAGUCAUAA